GCCACAGUGUGACGAAGACAGUUUUCUAAUCAAUUGUUUCGGUGUUUCGUGUGCACGGGCACAGUUUUCCCAAGCACGCCUUGCUGCACGAGUCGACAGUUUUCGCACGGUAAUCAAGUGAGCUAGUUGAGUGUUAAAAGUGUUUGCUGCGUUGCAAGUUGCCGGUGGAGAAGCAUCGUCGGCGUGUUUCCAGCUUCGGUUUGGUCAUUGGCAGGCAGGCUGUGCAGCUGCGUGUGGGUAAGCGCCACGCGUGUAAAGAAACAGUGCAGAGUGUGUCUAUGUGUGCGUGUGUGCGUUGGGCGAGUGAGUGGCUGAUCAGUGUGAAAAGAAGCUAGUCCAAAGAAAGCAAAGGUACUUCUGCGCCCGAAAACGAAAAGUUUUUAAAAUUUUAAUUGUGAAGAGUGUGGCCCUUACAAGUUACGGAAAAAGAACGAAUCGUACACGAUAACUGAUUAAACGAUGGCCGUCAACGUCUAUUCGACCAACGUCACGACAGACAAUCUCUCGCGGCAUGAUAUGCUGUCGUGGGUGAACGAUUGUCUGCGAUCCCAGUUUACCAAGAUCGAGGAACUGUGCACCGGUGCAGCUUACUGCCAGUAUAUGGAUAUGCUAUUUCCCGGUUCCGUACCAAUGAAGCGUGUGAAAUUUCGCACUAACCUCGAGCACGAAUACAUCCAAAACUUCAAAAUCCUGCAGGCCGCUUUCAAGAAGAUGAACGUCGAUAAGAUUAUUCCAAUCGAUAAACUAAUUAAGGGUCGCUUCCAAGAUAACUUUGAAUUUUUGCAAUGGUUCAAAAAGUUCUUCGACGCAAACUAUGACGGUAGAGAGUAUGAUGCUUUAUUAGCGCGCGAUAACCUACCGAUGGGUUUGGGUUCCGGUGCAGGUGCACCGAAAGGUAAUGGCGUGUCAGCCGUUGCUCCGCCGCGUAAAAUGGCAAUCGGCACCACGGCAGCACCACGUGCUGGAAUCAAACCGAUGUCCAAAGUUGCACCCACCCGACAGAUGGUGCAGAGCCCGCCGGGGCGAAUUGGAGGUGGCGGCAAUGUAAAUACGAGCAAAUCGUCCUCCCAGAACAGUGUACCGAAUCAGCAGAUCGAGGAGCUUACCGCACAAAUGAACGACAUGAGACUAAACUUCGAGGGUCUGGAAAAGGAGCGCGAUUUCUAUUUCAGCAAAUUGCGGGAUAUCGAAAUUCUGUGUCAGGAUGAUGAGCAAAUCCAGAGUCCUUUCGUGCAAAAAAUUCUAGAGAUUCUGUACGCGACGGAGGAUGGUUUUGCGCCACCAGAUGAAAUACCGCCGGAGGAAGAGGAAUAUUAAACGGCCCGAUAUGGGGGGCCGCUCGUUGCGAAUCAGUGCUCCAGCGCAGGCGAGAAGAGCGGGAUGAUCGCUUUCGCUAAUGUGUAGUUCAUUUGCGCGUUUAGUGGUCGUUCGAUUGAAACGAGCGGAGUGUGCACGGACACGGAAAGAUCGUAGAAAAAUAAGCAACAACAGAACAAAAACGAAUGAACGUAACAUGCAGAUGCAGUAGUGCUGUGCUGUGCAUCCCAAAGCGCAAACGAAGGAUGACAACGGAAGUAAGCCGCGUAGUUGCGAUUUUGUGUUAAACGAGAACUUGAUUUCUGCAGCAGGCUUCACGUAAACGACAAAAAAACAAAAACAAAGUUGGUAAUGGUAAAUUAUUAAACCUAAUCAUUUAUACUACUUCAAACAUACACGCGCGUUUGUUGAAGAGGCAAUAGAUAUUUAAUCGCGCUGAAAGCGUAAGUAUGCUGCUGCAUGGUGCAUGUUGGUGUUUCGCGGUCGAUCUUCGAACUUCGAAGACGUGAGAAGAAUAAUGAGAUUUAAAAGACAUGACUCACAUGCUCACUCACUGCUCAUAUGGUGGUGCACGCGCAUAUUUCUUGUCGACUUUUUUUUCGUUGGCCAAAAACUGCUGGCAUAAUUGUCCCAUUUUGUGUAACUCAUCAUGUUGGCGCAUAUUCGAAUUAAGAACUUAUUUUUCUACUCUCUCUAUUACUAACUCAAGCUGACGUAAGAAAAAUGUUGGGAGGCAGUCGGAUACAUGGCGGCUUAUAGACACUGGAAGGACAAUGAAACAAUUCAGCAUUUGUUUGUGGGUUCCCAUGAAUUGCCAAUUGCAUUUGUGUGUAUCGAAUAUUAUUGUUUAAGCGGUAAAUGCCACCUUUUGUCUUCUUUUUGCGGUUUGAAAUGUAACGCUGACACGCGCUGUAAAUGAUUUCCACAACUUGCGUUAGCGUAGCGAAAAUGGUAAAACUGCGCGCACCAUUCAUGACCCUGUCGGUACUUGGUGAACGAUGGAUUUGUUAUUUUUGUGCAAACUGUUUUUAUGUUGAACGUUGGUACAAUAAAUGCUUGAUUUUGUCGGGUCGCUCUUGUCCGAUCCACCGAUGGAAACAUCAUGCUACAUGAUACACCAACCGAUUAUUGAAGCAUCUUCGGUCGCGUUGCGGAAGGAUGACCCUUUUCACUAGCUCAUAAGCCCCCGAUGCAGAAGGUUUGAUAAGGAACGCAAAGCAAAGAUAUAAACGAAGCAAACGAGCGGAGUGGAACAUGGAGUGUAGAAAUUGAUUACUACUGUAUAGGUAUAAUAGCUCAAAGGCGACUCCUGUUACAUAGCUAACAAAGAGAAUGGAUGAAACAGAACAGAACGUUGGAUCAAAAUUAUACAAGACAAGAGGAAGUUAUUAGUAAAGAAAGCUACCGCACCAGUCACUCGGUACACCAGCAGCAGUUGAAUGAGAGGAGGUGUUCAGUUUGUGUACUGAGGGGACAGGUGGUGUGUCUGGGGCUUGAUUUGAGGUCGGUUUAUGUUUGGCUAAUUAUCAACAUACGAAAGAGACCAAUAAUAGUCACAACGAUAUAGACGCAUUUACAAUUUGUAAAACAAAAGGUACACAACUUUUCUUGUAUGUAGUCGCUUCUCAUGUGACAAGAUGUAAGUUAGCAAUUGCAUUUGCCUUCUAUUAUUACUCA
Molecule: messenger RNA, 2994 nt
Organism: Anopheles stephensi (Asian malaria mosquito)
Lineage: Eukaryota; Metazoa; Arthropoda; Insecta; Diptera; Culicidae
Gene: Eb1
Product: microtubule-associated protein RP/EB family member 1
Exons: 7
Coding region: 460-1317 (285 amino acids)
Biological process (GO): regulation of microtubule polymerization or depolymerization; spindle assembly; protein localization to microtubule plus-end
Cellular component (GO): microtubule organizing center; microtubule plus-end; cytoplasmic microtubule
Molecular function (GO): microtubule plus-end binding
Source: RefSeq, a predicted model, not a curated record